GAAAUUCGUUGCAAGGCUUCCGGACAAGGGUAAGAAGAUCUCCGAGUUUGCAGAGAAGCUGAAGCUUGCCAUUUUACAAGAAGAAGAAUUAGCAAGGACAGCCGAGCUGUUGUCUGCUGUUAGGCUGGAGUUUCAGGUGAAACAGGAUGAGAUGAAUACAAGCAAACAGCAAGUUGUGCUGAAUGAGAACAGACUAAGCCAUGAAGAUUCCACAGUCUUUAAUGAAAACUCUAAUACUAGAGAAGUUUCUGAGAUUUCUUCCCGCAUGCAGGAGGCUGAAUGUAUUGCACAAGAUGCCACAGGUACAGCUCUGGAAAAUCAAAGGACUCGGAGGAAAAAUGAUGAAGUAAAGACUGUUACAAAAGAUCAGGAUCUGCUUUGUGAAGUUGUCUCCAAGUUGGGCACAAGCAGUCAUCUGAACAAUGGUCAGCAGGUAUCCCAGAGCAAAUCUGAGGAUGGUACAGAAAGUGCAGGUGCUUUGGACAACAGUAAAGACGAGUUGGUUGAUGCUUUUCAAAAAGUUACAAUUGUAGGUGGGGAUGAUAGUGAAAAAGUAUUGGAAAAAGAGCAGGAUGUGGCUCCACAUAAGGGGAAUAUCUUUGGAAGCCAGCACCCUAAGACUCCACAUUAUAUUGAAGUUCUAGAGUCUAGAGCCAAGAACCCAGUCCCCCAAAAAAGCAAAUUUAAAACAAAUGUAUUAUCAGGAGAGCAGAAUGGGUCGUUGCGUGGUUCCUCACCCAGUCAGUCACCUGGGGCAUCUGGGUCUCCAAUUACUACUGAAGAAAGACGACUUAGAGAUAAGAAGCAUUUAAAUGAGAUCACAGCAGCUCGGCUGCCCCCACUUCACCAUUCUCCUACUAAGCUAUUAUCCAUAGAGGAAUCCAUAGCAAUCCAGAUACAGCAAAAAGCAGCUUAUGAGGAAAUGCAAGCCAAGCUUGCAGCACAGAAGCUUGCAGAGAGAUUGAAUAUAAAAAUGCUCAGGUUUGAACCAGAGGGGGUUUUGCAAUACAGAGACGUAAGAGAUGAAGAUUAUUCUUCAGCAGAGGACUGAAUUCAAGAAGGGAUGUCUGUGGAUGAGCCACGUAACUGAUCUUUAUGCAGUACUUCUUAAAACCCAGACCUGGAUAUUGAGAGUGCUUUAUCUAGUAAUUUUUUUCUUUAAAUGUUAACAUUACAGCGAUGGGCAGGUGUCA
Nestor notabilis (Kea) is the source of this 1193-nucleotide messenger RNA. It is a transcript of the gene POLR2M, whose product is annotated as polymerase (RNA) II (DNA directed) polypeptide M. Lineage: Eukaryota; Metazoa; Chordata; Aves; Psittaciformes; Psittacidae. Gene Ontology annotation, molecular function: transcription elongation factor activity. The annotation marks the transcript as partial. The record is from RefSeq and is a predicted model, not a curated record. Gene Ontology annotation, cellular component: nucleus; intracellular anatomical structure. Gene Ontology annotation, biological process: intracellular signal transduction; transcription elongation by RNA polymerase II. The transcript has 3 exons.